AUGGAUGUACAUAACAUGUGGUUUUUCACCCUGGGAAGAGGCUGGAUAUGGUUUGCUACCCAAGAAAAAAGAUGGUACUUUAUGGUUUGGUGCCCCAGGAAGAAGCUUGUUAUAGUUUCUCACCCAGGAAAGAAAAGUUACCAUAUGAGUUGGUGCCCUUGGAAGAGGCUGGAUGAGCUUCAGAAGCAAUUAAAUUUCUAUGAAAAACACAAUGCUGUGUUAACUGAUCAGCUGUCGACAUUACGAAAACACAGUAUGCAGGUUGAUGCUUUGAACAGUAAGUUUGAUAAAGCCCUCGUCCAGGUUGAGGAAUUACGAAAAGAGAAUGAAAGACUGCAUACUGAGAAUGCUGGCUUAAAAGCCGAUGUUGAAAAAUUACAAACUUAUGAAGGACGAUGUGAAAUUCUUUCCAUAGAGUUGAAAGAUGCCAAUCAGAAAAACAAGGAGUUAAAAUUUAAAGCAAGCAAGUUGGAGAAAGAACUUGCAACGGCUACCUCUGCCAGUCAGGACAGCUGCCUUGACAAGGAUAAGUUGAAGAAAAGAUUACUGCAGUUGAACCUAGAAACAGAAGCACAGUCUAAGAAGGGAGAGUUGCAGCAUCAACAGUUGAAGGAUUUUCAAUCGCAGUUAAUGGAAAAAGAUGCGCAACUCAGAGUGGAGCAGGAAGAGCGUGAACGACUACUUGUUCUUGUCGAUACCCUGAAUGAAGAGUUAAGACGAACUCGCGAUCUUCUUGAUCACCGACAGCAAGAACAACCACCAAUCAUAGAGAAGCAAAGUUUCAAGGAGUACAUCCGAAUGAAAAGGGAGAUGGUGUCGCUACGAGAGGAAAACAACAUGCUAAAGGGCAGAAAAUCCAAGCAUCACGCCCUGCCUAGAUUGAAAAUAGAAUCUCCGGAAACAAGAUUUCACAGCACAAACGGCUCAGCUGAAUCUAAAGAUCGCACCCAAGUGUACACCAAGGCACAUGCGCCAGUCUCAUACACUUUUAACCCAUUAAGCAAAAAAUGA
Messenger RNA from Saccoglossus kowalevskii, 1011 nucleotides. RefSeq lists its product as uncharacterized. The record is from RefSeq and is a predicted model, not a curated record. Lineage: Eukaryota; Metazoa; Hemichordata; Enteropneusta; Harrimaniidae.